Cucurbita pepo subsp. pepo (vegetable marrow) is the source of this 2358-nucleotide messenger RNA. Its product is annotated as cation/H(+) antiporter 1-like. Gene Ontology annotation, molecular function: antiporter activity. Gene Ontology annotation, cellular component: endomembrane system; membrane. Gene Ontology annotation, biological process: proton transmembrane transport; regulation of pH. NCBI's taxonomy places the organism in Eukaryota, Viridiplantae, Streptophyta, Magnoliopsida, Cucurbitales, Cucurbitaceae. The record is from RefSeq and is a predicted model, not a curated record.
AUGGAUGCAACUCAUAGAAUGGUUUGCCAAGAGGACUUGUUCAACCCGUUGUCCUCGAUGGGCGUUCAAGUCUCCUUCAUUCUCGUCCUUUCUCACUUCUUCCAUCUCGUCCUCAAGGCCUUCGGCCAACCAGGCCCGAUCGCUCAAAUUCUGGCAGGCAUGGUGUUAGGUCCGACCGGAAUCUCCAACAUCAGAGCAAUCCGAGACGUUUUUUUCCAAGCUUCAGCUGCCGACUACUACGAAAUCUUCGGAUUUCUAAGUCGAAUUGUCUUCAUGUUCCUUAUCGGUUUAGAGACCGAUUUCCCUUACAUCGUCCGCAACCUUCGCGUUGCAGGCAUCGUCGCAUGCGGAGGCGCCGCCGUCGGCAGCAUCUUCGGUAUUGCCGUCUCCUUCUUCCUCUACCAACAAUUCGAAGAAAAAGGCAGCAAAUUCGGCUUCUUCUUUAUUAUCAUGUUGAUUUUAGCCUACACCGCGUCACCAAUUGUCAUUCGCCUCGCCGCCGAGUUGAAGUUCGCGACAUCCGACGUUGGGAAACUAGCCAUCUCGUCGGCCCUCAUCAACGAAAUGGCAUGUUUGGCCCUUUUCAAUGCAAUCGUAGCCUUGAGAUCAUUCCGAGGGUUUGGGAGAGGAAUAUUUUGCACUCUCUUCAUUACAGGCGUCGUGGUUCUAAACAAAUACUUAGCGAGUUGGUUCAACAAACGUAACCGUAACCAAAAGUACCUUAAAAACAUGGAGGUUUUUUUCUUGUUGUCCCUUGUCAUUGCGGCUUCAGUGAUCAUUGAGCUAGAGACCUUUAACAGCAUUGUGUGUAGCUUUGUUUUGGGUGUCAUGUUCCCAAAAGAGGGCAAAACGGCGAGGACUUUAUUGCACAAAUUGACUUAUUCUGUGCAUAAUUUUGUUUUGCCAAUCUAUUUUGGGUACGUGGGGUUCCAAUUUGAUGGGAAUAAUCUUUGGAAAUUGAGCAAUGUCAUCAUUGUGGCCAUUAUGGUUUUGUUGAGUAUUGGGAGCAAAAUGAGUGGCACUUUGGCGGCUUGCAAUUACUUGAAUAUCCCAUUGAAUGAAGGGGUUUUUCUAGGGUUUGUUCUUAACUUGAAGGGCCAUGCUGAUCUCUUGCUCAUUGGUGGUGCCUCUAAAUCACUCAUGUCAUGGAGUAAUCCUCGAGCGUACAACCUCCUCCUAAUAAGCAUCGUAAUCAACACAAUAAUCUCGGGCCCUAUUGUGGCGUUGCUAAUGCGGCGUGAGUACAAGUUGUUCUCGCACACCCACACGUUGUUGGAGCACACGGACCCGAACCAUGAGCUUCGAGCAUUAGCAUGUGCCUAUGGGCCUCGACACCUCUCAGGGUUGUUUCCACUUCUUUCCGCCUUAAGCGGAGGCCAUACCUCCCACCUCUCUCCCUUUCUCCUUCACCUGAUUGAGCUCCUCCACAAGCGUCGCACCAACCUCUCGUACCAUGAGCUCGAACAAGACGAAUUGAGCGACGAUGAGGGGUACGGUGGGAAUGACGUGCUUGAAAUCCAUUGUGCCAUUGAUGCAUUCAUAUCGGACACAAAAAUAUUUAUGCCACUCUCGAAAGCUGUGUCGAGUUUUCCGACAUUGUACGAGGAUGUUUGUAAUGCUGCGGAGGAUCUUAGGGUGUCGAUUGUUAUUCUUCCAUUUCAUAAGCACCAACGGAUUGAUGGGAAAAUGGAGAGCGGGAAGGAGGGCAUCAGAACCACCAAUCAAAAGAUUUUGCGCCACGCGCCUUGCUCGGUUGGGAUCCUCGUGGAUCGGAUUCAAACGGGAUUCUUGGCGUUCUCGCAUUUAUUGAUCUCGGAUCACGUGCAACACGUGGCCACAUUGUUUUUUGGUGGGUCGGAUGAUAGGGAAGCUUUGGCAUGGAGUAGGAGGAUGAUUAGUCAUUCAAGGAUUAAUUUGACCGUUGUAAGAUUUGUUCCACUAGUGACCAUUAACGACGUGGAGGCAUCAGCCGAGUCAUCAUCAUCAAGUGAUGAAGGGGUCUUGAUGGCUUUGCCCAGUCUAAGGUCCAGUUCAAGUGAGACUGACAAUGCCUUCCUAGCUGAUUUCUACGACAGGCAUGUGUCGACCGGACAAGCUGGAUACGUUGAGAAGCAAGUGAAGAAUGGGAUGGAGACGGUAAAAGAGCUUAGAGACAUAGGAGACAUGUACUCUCUAUUCAUAGUUGGGAAAGGAGGAAGAGGUCACUCGACGUUGACGACGGGAAUGAGUGAUUGGGAGGAAUGCCCUGAGCUCGGCACCGUCGGUGACCUCUUGGCUUCUUCCGACUUCAAUAUCAAUGGUUCGGUUUUGGUUGUUCAACAACAUAGACACCAAAAGAAGGACCUCAUUGAUGACUAG